AUUGACAGUCGCUCAGGUAUAUAAAAUAUUAUUUCAUCAUAAAAUCAAAAUCCAAGUCGCACUAAGCUCUCGUGGAUUCGCGCACGAAGGCCCAGAUUUCCACCGUACAAAAGAUCUUCCCAGUCGGCCACUCUCCGGUCAGAUCAAGUCGAUAACCGCUCGCAUCAGCACACGAUCUCCAGUUCAAAAGUUGAGCAGUGGCAAUCAGGUGCAAGUGCAAACACUAAUCAAGUUCAAGUGCAAGUCACAUAAGAAAGAUCAUUGGCAAUCAUCAGCAGUAAGACAUAGCAGAGCAAUGAGUUUCCUCAGUGCAUGCAGUUUGGCACGUAUUUAUGCCGUCAGUGGCCGUCAGCUGAGAACCGGUUUCAUUGCACGUGCUCAACAGCAGCAGACGGCAGCGUGCUCCUCAUCCAGUUCGGUGCAACCGAAGGAACCGCCGAAGACGCCAACCAGUCCCACGCAGGACAUCAACGUCAGCUCGCGAACCCAUCGUCCAAAUGACUUCGAGAAACGACUUCUAGUAUUCACCAAGAAAUACAAAACCACCGAUGAAAUCCCACAGUACAUCAAUCAAGAUGUGAUGGAACGAUGCCGCAACCAGGUGCGCAUAAAAAUCGCCAACUACAUGAUGCUCGCGACUGCCAUCGGGUGCAUCAUCAUGAUCAUCAGCGGCAAGAAGGCCCAGGAACGGGGUGACUCUGUGCAGAAGAUGAAUCUCGACUGGCACAAGGAGUACAACGAUAAGGCCCGGAAAGAAGUCGCAGAGGCAACGAAGAACUAAACCCGAGCCGGAGCUCCUAUGGAGGUGUUUCAAUCGAAUUGGGGUCCAGCUUGUGGACUGAAGAGUUUUAAUAUUACGCAUUGUUUACGCAUAUUCAAACACUUGAUCGUAGAUCUAUUAUGAAGCAGUAGAGACAUUUUUAGUCGCGAUAUGGAAUGGAGUAUACUCAGCGGUCGAGCGAAAUAAGUCACGAAAAAAGUACCACAGAGAUAUGAUGUAAAAAAAACAACUGAAUGACGCUUGUGAAAUAUAAUAUUCGCCGUUGAUAUUAAAACAAAAUA
Aedes aegypti (yellow fever mosquito) is the source of this 1062-nucleotide messenger RNA. Its product is annotated as UPF0389 protein CG9231. The transcript has 3 exons. NCBI's taxonomy places the organism in Eukaryota, Metazoa, Arthropoda, Insecta, Diptera, Culicidae. Bases 296 to 781 code for a protein of 161 amino acids. The record is from RefSeq and is a predicted model, not a curated record.